ACCGCAUGGCGGCGAUGCUUCGGACGGUCAGUUAAUUAAUACAGAACUCCGACCGAAACAUACGAACCUUCUUUAUCGCACCAUCAGCCGGAGAUGCUCUACGUCGUCGAGACCAUGAGGGAGGAUUGGAUUCGCUCGACCGACGAGGAGAGAGCAAUACUGCGGGACAAGUGCCUGUUUGCCUUCAAGCUAGCCAAAUUCUUCGCUAUCAGUGUCACUAUCACCUGCUCAGCCUUCAUUCUCAUGCCGAUGCUCGAGCUGAAAUUCGUCGAGAACGCGAAGAGGAUGCUACCCUACCGCGGUUACUUCUUCUUCAACCACACGGUGCCUGGGGUGUACGAGUAUGUUUACUUGGUGAACUCGAUGCUCGGCGUAUUGGGAUGUUCGACAAUCGCUUGCGCCACGAGUUUCAGUCUCAUUACGUCAAUCCACGGAGCUGCUAAAUUUGCCAUUGUCCAGAAAGAUUUUGAGAGGAUCGACCAGGUCACUUGGAACAAUAGCGAGAUCGUCGGAAGGUGCGUUCGCCGACAUCAGGAAUGCAUAAGAUUUGCAGAGACGGUGGAGAACAUCAUCAACGUGCUGGCGUUGGCACAGUUUGUCAUAAGCACUGGCCUUAUAUGCUUCGCUGGAUUCCAAAUGACUACGAUGCUUACGGACAGAGCGCGAUUUACUAAAUACGCGUCGUUUCUCAACGCGGCGGUGACGGAGCUCUUCAUAUUCAGCUACGGCGGCCAGUCGUUAAAGUCCGAGAGCGAGGAAGUCGCGGAGGGCGUCUACAGCAGCAACUGGAUCGGUAGCGCGUUAAGCUCGAAUCUGAGAUUGAUCGUAUUGAGAUCCAGAAAACCGUGUACCAUUACGGCGGGAAAAUUUUACGACAUGUCUUUCGAGUCGUUUUUGAAGGUGCUGAGUUCAUCUUUUUCGUACUUUACGGUGCUCCUGGCUAUGGAAGAAGAAUAAUAAAGCUAUAAUUUAUGAGACGAAGGUGGAUCAAUUAAUGAUCCUAAGCGUACUUGUUGUUUAUACACAUAAACUUAUAUAAAAUAAAACGAUAUUUUAUAUAGUUUAUUGAUAUUAUGAUUCAUAUUAAAUGAAGGUUAUUUGAUAACAUAAUUUCAAAGUAUAAAGACGUAAGUAUACUGAUUCGAUCACUCACUAUACAUCUUAUAUAAGAAUUAAAUGCAAGAAGCCAUUUUAUUACAACCAUAAGAAUAAUCCGUUUUAUUUUAUAUUAAUCAUUAUAAAAAUUUUAACUUUGAAAACUGACUGAACGCUUUGGUUGCAUAAUUCUUUUGCACAAGGUGCAUAUUGAUUUCUCAUGGUGAAAGCUGUGAUGUGAUAGUAAAAUCAUUUUCAGUAUUGCAAAAACACGUUAGAAAUACGUUUGAAGUUGUUAGACAUUUUAAUAACUUGUUUGUAGAAAACAUCCAUACGGAUGUGUCAUGUGCAUGCACGUGCAUGUAUGCGUCGGUUCGUAUUUGUAACGUAAUUAUAUUGUGCGAAUAUCUAUAGAACUACUCUGUAAAUAUUGGUAAUUGGUACAGAUUGUAUUAAAAAAAUUGUCUUUUAGUUGAACAUACAUUUUUAUUUCGCACUUUUAUUCUAAUUUCUAAUUAUAAUUCUAAUUUCGCUUUCAGGUAAUAUAGUAUCAUUGCAUUUUACUAAUGCAAUUUACACGAAUGUUCUCUCUAGAUAAUACAUAAGAUAAAAGAGCUAGAAAAAAAAUAUACAUCAAGGAUUCAACAAGUACUAUAAUAUAAUGAUAUAUUAUAAAAGGCAAUAGGACGCUGAAUGAACGCUAUUACUAGAAAAGUAUUAUAAGAAUUAAUAUUCUGAAAAUGUAAAAUAUUAACAAGCCUUGUUAAUUAUUUUAAAAAAGGCAUCGACGCGUGAUUAUAAAUUGUAAAUCUCAAGCUUUCGAUAAGGUGGAAAACGAAUUGAAGCAACAUUAAACAAAUAAAUUUUACGUAAAAUAGA
Nasonia vitripennis (jewel wasp) is the source of this 1974-nucleotide messenger RNA. RefSeq names its product odorant receptor 296 (gene Or296). The coding region runs from base 94 to 957 and encodes 287 amino acids. The transcript has 7 exons. Gene Ontology annotation, cellular component: plasma membrane. The record is from RefSeq and is a predicted model, not a curated record. Gene Ontology annotation, molecular function: odorant binding; olfactory receptor activity. NCBI's taxonomy places the organism in Eukaryota, Metazoa, Arthropoda, Insecta, Hymenoptera, Pteromalidae. Gene Ontology annotation, biological process: detection of chemical stimulus involved in sensory perception of smell; sensory perception of smell.